GUGUAUAGCACGAGCCUUAACUUCCGCUCCUGUGCUUUUAAAAAGAAACAGCCACACAGUCCAAAGCUGGUUUGUUACCAUGCUGGGCGUCUUUUCUGAGGGCCGACAUUCAGAAUAAGAAUUCCACAAUAAAGGAAAGCGACACUAAAGGAAAGAGACAGAUCUGGAGUCCGGAACCAUCCUGCAGUUACUAGCUUUAGCCAAAGUACGUGACUGGAACAGGCAGGUGGCGGAGGGAUGUCCACAUUACUCCAUGAAUUAUGAUUUGAAUGGGACAUUCCAUCCUGGCAAAGAUUCCUUCUAAGGUGAAUCAUCUGAAACACUCAUGUAGUUAUCUGCAACGUCGGGUUGAGUCUGACCACAGGAAGAAGGGCUGGGGGUCUGCUCCCAAGCGUGCCUAGCUGUUCGCCACCAUGGGAAAGGACUACUACAAGACCCUGGGGAUCCCCAAGGGAUCCAACGAGGAGGAGAUCAAGAAGGCGUACCGGCGCAUGGCCUUGCGAUUCCAUCCCGACAAAAACAAGGAUGCUGAUGCCGAGGAGAAAUUCAAGGAGAUUGCAGAGGCCUAUGAGGUACUGAGUGACCCCAAGAAGAGGGCCGUCUACGACCAACUGGGGGAAGAGGGUUUGAAGACGGGAGGCAGCAGCACUUCGGGGGCUCCUGGCAGCUCAACGCACUACUACACCUUCCAUGGAGACCCUCAUGCCACCUUCGCUUCCUUCUUCGGAGGCUCCAACCCCUUUGACAUGUUUUUCAGCUCUAACCGCGGUCACAGCCGCUCAAACGGUUUCUCUUUCUACAACGACCACAACAAGGACAUCGAUCAGGACCUGGACAUGGAGGAGGAAGACCCCUUUGCUCAUUUUGGGCGCCAGUUUGGCUUCCCUGGGGGAAUAAACAACGGCUUUCCCGGAGAAGGCCGGAGAAGAAGGGGAGCGCCGUCGGAAUGCGUGGGUAACAGCCGGCGGCACCAGGAUCCCCCUGUGGUCCACGAGCUGAAGGUCUCGCUGGAGGAGAUCUUUCACGGCUGCACCAAGCGCAUGAAGAUCACCCGCAGACGGCUAAACCCUGACGGCAGGAGCAUGAGGACGGAGGACAAGAUCCUCAACAUUGUCAUAAAGAAGGGCUGGAAGGAGGGGACCAAGAUCACCUUUCCCAAAGAGGGGGACGAGACCCCAGAGAACAUUCCUGCUGACAUUGCCUUCGUGCUGAAGGACAAAGGCCACGCCCACUUCAAGAGAGACGGGUCCAACAUUAUUUACAACUGCAAGAUCACUCUGAAAGAGGCUCUGUGUGGCUGCACGGUCAGUAUUCCCACCCUGGAGAACCGGGUCAUCUCGCUGCCCUGCCAUGACAUCAUCAAGCCCGGGACGAUGAAGCGACUCAGAGGGGAGGGACUGCCUUUUCCCAAGAGCCCCUCACAGCGCGGCGACCUCAUCGUGGAGUUCUCCGUGCGCUUUCCCGACCGGAUCCCGCCUCAGUCCAAAGAGAUCAUCCGACAGCAUCUUCCCCAGUCCUAAGAAGAAGGAUUUGCCUUGGCCUGUAAACACACACCAGAGCCACCAACCAACCCUCACCACAUUUUAUUUCACACGUUUCUGAGCCUUGUCUGCUGAGACUUCACACGAACGUGAUGAGCAACAUCUUCAGGAUUCGAGCAGUCGCAGAUGUUCAUGGCUCGUCCAGGACACAUUUUCUUAUUCCGUGUUUUCUAAACCUUUUGUGCUCCGCUUUUAUAAACUAGCUUUAGACAUUUUCAAUAAGUGAUGCUAGAAUAAAUCACACCAGCCCGCUCUAAGUUUUUUUUUUAUUUAUUCACCACAUCAAUAAGCUAGUUUGAUAUUUAUCUAUUUCUUUACUGUAAAACAAUCCAUCCCAACAUUAUUUAAUAAGAACAUUAUUUCCCCCAUUAUCUUUUAGUAUCUUUUAACUGUUUUGUAUAUUUGACGUAGUAUCAUUUGCUUGUCACUCCGUAUUAAUUAUUAUUAUACUAUCAUUACAUACACUCUGCUGAAAAGUAUUACAACAAUAAUGUAUUACAUAAACAGGAUGAAAUUAGGAUAGUCACCGCAGCAAUUAAAAUAAGUAAAAUAAUAAAAAUACUAGCCAAAUAACAAGGAAAAUAUAUCAAAAGAAUCUGGCAAUCUGGAUUUGAAAUAAAUGAAUGAACAGACAAUAUUAAACAACACUUUUCUUGGUUGUAAUAUAAAGAAAUGCAUGCGUCAUCCAUUGACUAAACAAUACUGUGCCAUAUACAUAGCCUGGACUCUUCAUAGUGUCCAGUCUGCCCCUGGGCCUCCUCCCAGAGGGACACGUCUGCAGCACAUGCUACAUACUCCAGCCACCUCACCUCACGCCUCUCCUGAUGUGAGGUAGCAGCGGUGCUACUUUGGGUCAGUCCCUGCAAUAACUGUUUACUACUAUGAUAUGAUGUUGAGAGUAAGGUUAAAUCAUGGACCAUGUUGCUACAGUUGAAGGGCCAUACAUGGCCCGCGGGCCACACUUUCUCUUGACAGUACCAGCCUCAAAUGUUUCUACACUAGUUCUUCUUCUCCAAAACAUCUCAGUCGUCCUAUUUUGACCUCACCUUCAUCAAUCCUCCCUGAAGUUGAUAUACUGAAUUAUAAAAACUCAAUUUGCACCUUCAGUUUCAAAUCCAGACUUUGACAAUUUUGGCAAUUUCUAUCCUGAAAUGUGACGGCUACUCUUCCCAAUGGUUUGUUGAUCCCGGCGAGCAACAGAUCUGUUUCUCAUUGGAGCUGACAAUCACAGCAAAGUCUUGUAUAGAUUGAACGUGGUGCUGGACCUUCUGAGCCGAAGUGUCUCCUUAUCUGAGGGAUAAUUCGGUGCCUUAUUCUGGUAUCAAACCGCCACGCACACACGUGCAAAUACUGUAAAAACACAGCACAGCAGAUGAACCAGUGAGACGUUCCUGUCAGCAGCUGGUAAUCUACAAUAAUCUGACUCUUAUUCUGUGGUUGUGCCUCUCUAGUGUGCCACCUCCUGGUGCUACAGUGAGCAGUGCCAAAAGUAGAUCACAUAACCGUCUCCUCUGAGAUGUAAUAUCUGCUCCAGCCAUUAAAAGGAUGUGCAUCCAGACAAAUGUUUUGUAAUCUUCCAGCGGAUGUUGUUGCUGCCACAGCUAGACAGUGAAUUUGUAUCGCUUAGUUUCUUACCAUGACGUUUGUAUCCACAGCCAUAGAAGCUCAACAGUGGUGUAAACGUGAGCAUAUUUCAUUGUUGAAGCUCUUAAAAGACAGAAGGAGCUGUGACUGACUGACUGUGUGAGUGUGUGUGUGUGUGUGUGUGUGUGUGUGUGUGCAUCAGUGUAAGAGGACGUUGGACUGUGACGGUGCACAUCUGCUGCUACUGCUGCUGAGAGACUCACUGUUUGAGUGCUACUGCUGUUUAUUUCUCAAAAGUGAAGACGAAUAAACCAAAAGUGUGAAUUUCUGAGUUUGGAUCGGUUGACUGUCCAGAUGAGCUCAUGUGUGUUUUGGGAUA
Synchiropus splendidus (mandarinfish) is the source of this 3504-nucleotide messenger RNA. RefSeq names its product DnaJ heat shock protein family (Hsp40) member B5 (gene dnajb5). Gene Ontology annotation, cellular component: cytosol. Gene Ontology annotation, molecular function: protein-folding chaperone binding. The record is from RefSeq and is a predicted model, not a curated record. Gene Ontology annotation, biological process: negative regulation of transcription by RNA polymerase II. The transcript is spliced from 4 exons. The coding region runs from base 414 to 1520 and encodes 368 amino acids. NCBI's taxonomy places the organism in Eukaryota, Metazoa, Chordata, Actinopteri, Syngnathiformes, Callionymidae.